AUGCAGCUGUGGCCACUUCUCGUCCUCCUCUUGCUGCUGCUGCUACUGCUGCCCCUAUUGGCUGUGCUUGGGCAGCCGCGGUCCCAGGAUGCCAAGCUGACCUGGCUUGCCAGCCUCCGGCACCGUGUGGUAUGGUGGGCCCUGGGCUGGGCAGCUGCUUGGCAGCAAUGGAGACUGGAGCAGAGCACACGACACGUGGACCAGAGCCAGCAGCAGGCCUUGAGGUGGUGUCUGCGGGGAGCCCAACGCCCCCACUGCCCACUCCCGGGGAGCCCAGAUAUUAAUACCUUCCGGAACUGUCUUCCUCUGACCAAGGCCAGCCAGGUCCAGGAAGAGGAGAGUAGGGGGCAGCUUCCAUCCCCUACCUCAAACCAGUACCAUGGGGAAGCCUUUCUGCAGGCCACCUUGCUGGGUCUGGUAGCCCUCAAAAAGGCCUACCCAGAGGUGCUGGCUCCAGGAAGCACUGCCCGUGUGACCCUUACCUCCCCCUGGCCCAGCCCCCUCCCCUGGCCUGGGCAUGCCUUGGGCCAGGCUAGUCCCUCUGGAGCCAGGGACCCUGAGGCCCUGCUGCUGGAGGCACUGAGGUGCCCCAGGCUGAGGGCCCUGGAGGCCGGGAGCGCAGUUGAGCUGCUAGAUGUCUUCUUGGGCCUGGAGGCUGAUGGCGAAGAGCUGGUUGAGGCAAUAGCUACAGGGAACCCAGGAGGGCCUCUCCCUAGACGGGCAGCUGAGCUGCAGGAGGCUCUGGAGCAAGGACCCCGAGGACUGGCCCUACGACUCUGGCCAAAGCUGCAGGUGGUGGUGACUCUGGACUCAGGAGGUCAGACCGAGGCUGUGGCUGCGCUGGGGGCCUUAUGGUGCCAAGGACUAUCCUUCUUCUCACCUGCUUACGCUGCCUCUGGAGGAGUGGUAGGCCUGAACCUGUGGCCAGAGCAGCCUCGUGGGCUCUACCUUCUCCCCCCUGGGGCUCCGUUCACUGAGCUGCUCCCAGUCAAGGAGGGGCCCCAGGAGGAGGCUACUUCCACUCUCCUACUGGCUGAGGCCCAGAAGGAUACAGAGUACGAGCUGGUGCUGACUGACCACAUCAGCCUUACCAGAUGCCGCCUGGGUGAUGUGGUCCAGGUGGUUGGUGCCUACAACCAGUGUCCAGUUGUCAGGUUUGUCCGCAGGCUGGGCCAGACCCUGAAUGUGCGCGGGGAAGAUCUUGGUGAAGAGGUAUUCUCUGAGGCCUUGGGCCGUGCAGUGAGGCAAUGGCUGGGUGCCAAGAUGUUGGACCAUGUCUGUGUGGAGAGUAGCAUUCUGAAUUCUUCAGAGGGUUCUGCACCCCACUAUGAGGUGUUCGUGGAGCUGAGAGGACUGAGGAACCUGUCAGAGGAAAAUCGAGACAAGCUUGACCACUGCCUUCAGGAAACCUCUCCCUGCUACAAGUCACUGCGGUUCCGGGGCAGUGUGGGCCCUGCCAGAGUCCACCUGGUGGGACAUGGGGCCUUCAGAGCACUCCGGGCAACCCUCAUUGCCUCCCCCUGCUACCCCUUCCCUCCUGACAUGCCCCGGGUCCUUAGACACAGGCACCUGGCCCAGUUCCUGCAGAGGAGAGUGGUGUCCUGA
Orycteropus afer afer is the source of this 1605-nucleotide messenger RNA. RefSeq names its product GH3 domain containing (gene GHDC). Lineage: Eukaryota; Metazoa; Chordata; Mammalia; Tubulidentata; Orycteropodidae. The record is from RefSeq and is a predicted model, not a curated record. The transcript is spliced from 8 exons. Gene Ontology annotation, cellular component: cytoplasm. Gene Ontology annotation, molecular function: acid-amino acid ligase activity. Bases 1 to 1605 code for a protein of 534 amino acids.